CUGCCGGCGCGCGGGCCCGCGCGGCUAGUCCAUGGCUGAGGGCCGGCGGCGGGAGGACGAGGACGACGAGCUGCGCGAGCGCCGCGAGCUCGGGGGCCCGCGCCGCGCCCGGGGCCGCGUGCUCUCCGGCCACUCGGCCGCAGAUCGAAACGAACGAAAUAAACCAGAGCAUCGUUCUUCAAGCCAAGGACCCUUGUCAUCAAUUAAAGCAGUAAUCAAGAGAUCUUCUCGGACUUCUAUUCAGAGUGAGCUUCAUCGGGAUAGGAGGCGCCCAGAGAUCACCAUUGUGGCAGCUGAGCCACUGAGGCCCACCUCGUGGUUUCCAGGAGCCCACCCCCCAGGACUGGCAUUUCCCCCGGCUUCUGCAGCAGGCCCUUGGAGGCCCAGUGAGCUGGUUCCUGCUGAGCUCCCACCAUCUUAUGAACAAGUCAUAAAAGAAAUCAACCAAGUUCAAGUUAACACUACAAAUAAUAAUAAUGCUGCUGCCACUCCACGGCACACUAUUACUUCAGCAACUCAGACUGACUUUUCAGAAGAAAUAGACAACCAUCUGCCUCAAACCCUGCAGGCACCUCUGAAACCCCUCCAGCCUUCCCCAGCCGUCUCAGCCAGGCACCCUCCAACAAACGAGGGGCCUCUAAUAGUCUUUGAUAUUUCUGAAGAACAGAAUUGUCCACAAAACUCCAGUGCUCCAAGAUGUCCAGUGCCAAAACCAAGAACAAAAAGCAACCUCAGACCAGUGGCCAGAGAUUCUCAUGUUAAAGAGCAGAAUUCCUGGAGCAGUCCGGUAGCCGCGCAGGAGGAGGCAGCCCCGAGUCGGCCCCUGCCUCUGUGGGAAGGUGCCAGCCGCCCCGAGGGCCAGGCCACAAUGAACACGAUGAGCACAGAGCAGGGCCGCAGCACUGUCAUUUCCAGGAUCAAAGCACUUGAGGGCCAGACAAGUACAGAAAGCUUGGGACUGCCCAAGAAGCCAGAAAUUGUGCCCCGCACAGUCCCGCCAAGACCUGCUGUUUCCUCAGGGAAACCCUCGGUGGCUCCCAAACCUGCAGCCAACAGAGCCUCUGGAGAAUGGGACUCCUGGACCGCAAGCAGACUCAGAGGGGGCCCCACCCCACACUCUCCGCCGAAGGAAGCAAGGAGCAGCCCUGUCACCAAACCCGAAUUGCCAAAGAAACCAAAUCCUGGCCUUAUCCGGAGCAUUAACCUUGAGAGUCUAGGCGGAGGGCCCACGGCUGAGAGCCCCAACGGUGGGAAGAAAGCCCCGACUCCCGCUCCUCGGCCUUUACUGCCCAAGAAAUCAGUGUCCUCAGAAAACGCGCCCUGCUCUGUGGCUUUGCUGAAGCCGGUCACUGUGCCUCCCCGACUCUCAGUGGCAUCACAAGCCAAAGCCUUCAGGUCACUGGGAGAGGGACCCCCAGCCAGCCCCCCGGUUCCUGCUCAGCAGAGCAAGCCUCCGGGGGACAUCGACCUCAUUAGCUUCGACGAUGAUGUUUUACCCGCACCGUCUGGGACCCUGGCUGAGGACUCUGUUGGUCCAGACAUGGUUCUGGAUCCCUUUCAGCUCCCCACCAGAACAGAACCAACAAAGGAACAAGCAGUUCAACCAGCACCCACCAGGAAGCCCACUGUGAUUCGAAUUCCAGCCAAACCAGGAAAAUGUUUACAUGAAGAGGAUCCACAAAGCCCACCUCCUCUCCCUACUGAAAAACCUAUUGGAAACACCUUCAGCACAGUAUCUGGAAAGCUUGGUAAUGUUGACAGAACUAGAAACUUGGAAUCUGACAUUGCUGGUCAAUCAGGAGGUUCUGGGCGAGGACCCCCAAGGUUGCCACCCAGGCCUGUAAAUGGAAAAGUCAUAUCAGCUCGACAGCCUCCUCCCAAGGGGGCCCCUGAGAGACCACCUCCCCCUAAACUUCCAGCAACCAGAACAUCAAAUAAAAAACUGCCUUUUAAUCGGUCUUCUUCUGACAUGGAUCUUCAGAAAAAACCAAGUAACUUGGCACCUGGACUCUCAAAAGCCAAGAGUCAAGUCUUUAAAAAUCAAGAUCCAGUACUGCCCCCGCGCCCCAAACCAGGACACCCUCUCUACAGGAAGUACAUGCUGUCUGUGCCUCAUGGAAUUGCCAAUGAAGAUGUCAUCCCGCAAAACCCUGGAGAACUUUCUUGUAAGCGUGGGGACGUCCUGGUGAUACUGAAGCAGGCAGAAGGUAAUUACUUGGAGUGCCGGAAGGGAGAUGAUGCCGGCAGAGUUCACCUGUCUCAGAUGAAGAUCAUCACGCCACUUGAUGAACAUCUUAGCAGCAGACCAAACGACCCAAGCUGCCCUCAGAAGCCUGUUGACAGUGGUGCCCCUCAUGCUAUCGUUCUUCAUGAUUUCCCAGCAGAGCAAGCUGAUGAUCUGAGCCUCACUUCUGGAGAGAUUGUUUAUCUUCUGGAAAAAAUAGACACAGAUUGGUACAGAGGGAAAUGUAGAAACCAGACUGGUGUAUUUCCGGCCAACUACGUCAAAGUGAUUAUUGAUGUUCCAGGAGGAAAUGGGAAACGGGAAUCCAUCUCAUCUCAUUGUGUUAAAGGCCCAAGGUGUGUUGCUCGAUUUGAGUAUAUUGGAGACCAGAAGGAUGAGUUAAGUUUCUCAGAGGGAGAAAUUAUUAUUCUUAAAGAGUAUGUGAAUGAUGAGUGGGCGAGAGGAGAACUUGGAGACAGAUCUGGAAUCUUCCCCCUUAACUUUGUGGAACUCAUUGAGGAUCAUCCCACUUCUGGUACAAAUGUUUUAAGCACAAAGGUACCACCAAAGACCAAAAAAGAAGAUUCUGGUGCAAAUUCUCAGGAGAACAAUCUUUGUGGAGAAUGGUGCGAAGCUCUGCACAGUUUCAUGGCAGAGACCAGUGAGGACUUAUCCUUCAAGAGGGGAGACCGGAUCCUGAUUCUGGAGCGAGUGGACUCCGACUGGUACAAGGGCAGACUGCGGGACCAAGAGGGCAUCUUCCCCGCCGUCUUCGUGCGGCCCUGCCCAGCUGAGGCAAAAGGCAUGGCUGCUUUAUCACUGAAGGGGAGGAAGGCCAAAGCCUUGUAUGAUUUCCAUGGGGAGAAUGAAGAUGAGCUUUCCUUCAAGGCUGGAGACGUAAUAACAGAGCUGGAAUCUGUCGAUGAUGACUGGAUGAGUGGAGAACUGAUGGGAAAAUCUGGAAUAUUUCCCAAAACAAAUACAGCCCAACACACAAAAACACGGAGCGUGGAUGGUUAAGAGACAACAGCUGCCAGAAGAUCAUAGACAAAGUCCUGUUAAAAAAUAAAACAAAACAGGAGAAAUGCUAACAACUACUGUAGGCAAAGUUUAUACUAAAAAAAUUAUUCUUGUUGAAACUAUAGAGUGUAGAUAAACCAUUCAGUUUGACUGCACUUUGUGUCAAGCAGUUUAACCAGUGCCAUUUUUCCAACAUUUGCUCAUUUCCUACCUGUAUCACUUUGGCAAUUCUUGCAGUACUUCAAACCCUCUACCAGCAAGACUCUGAAUCACUGAAGAUUCAUAUGAUGUUCAGCAUUUUUUAGCAAUAAAGUAUUUUUAAAUUAAUGUAUGCAUUUUUUUUAAAGACAGUGCUAUUGUACACUUAAUAGAUGAUGUAACUUUUACAUGCACUGGGUAACCAAAACAUUCCUGAGACUCGGUCGUAUUGCUCACUUUAUUGAGGUGGUCUUGAACCAAACUCACAGUAUCUCCAAGGUACGCCUAUGCUGCAUACCUGAGACUGUUCUAUCAGACUAUUACCUAAUAUUUUAUAAAAUUAUUUUGACUUUGAAUAAACAAAUUAUUCGGGCUUUUAGCCAAAACCAGAAAGUGACUUGCAAGGGAAAGAAAAUUAUCAUCACAUUAGCAUUAGCAGUGCUUUAUGCCAGAAGAAAAUAGAAGUAAUAUAAUUAAGACGCUCAAAGAGUAAGCUGAGGAUUUUAGAUCCAAUACAAGUGACUUUCAGGUAUAAAGCAAAUGACAAUUGUAUUAACAUACAAGAACUCAGAAAAUGAACUUCCUGAGCAAUCAACCAAAAAAGCACCUUCAACAAAAAAACUAUAGAGCAGUCAGCUUAAGGAUUGAAAGUGGGCACUACGAACAUACCUCUGUAGCACUGAGACCAUGUAAGGGCUGAGGGAAAAGCUCUGGCCAUGUGUGCAAGCAGUGUUUACACAGCACUAUAGAUGUGGUGGCCCGUGUGCUAAGAAGGUUUGAAACUGCUGAGUUGGUGGUGGUGGUAUUUUGAGGCUUAUGCAUGCCAUGUGGGAUAACGGUGGGAUAUUCCCUCAGCCAGUGUGCCACUGAGAACCUCCUUGCCUUUCCCAACUGUGACAAGCCAUUCUCUUUCCUUAGCUCAGGGCCCUUUCUCCAUCCUCAGAGGAUGGAGCAACACUGGGCGGUCCUCCCACUGUGUUAUAACCACUUCUGCCUCAAACUUCUGCAUUUAAGAAUUUGUAUAAUUAGGCUCAGUCCAGUAAUCUAGCAUACUCCCCUGGCAGUCUUUCCUGCUCUCACGUUAACGGUGCUGCUCAACUGUACACAUUAAAGCAAAAGCCAGUUUCAAAUCAAGAGUUGGUUUUGCUAUUUCAGUCAUGCCCUGACAUAAAGGUCUUCAGUAACUCCUUUUUGAAGAUUCAAAAUGUAUAUCCCUGGUUACAAAACAGUUCUGGGUACAAUCAAGUAGAGAAAGGCCAUUUGUUAAUAUCUACAUAUCACAUAUAUGAUACUAAGUGGGAAACUUACAAUCACCCCUUAUAGUCUUUCCUUUUUAUUAUAUGGAUGUUAACCACCUUCAUGGUGACCUAUGGGAAGGUAACUUAAACACAUUAUCAGACCAAACCAUUUUUUUAAAAAACAUUAUUUUUGGAAGCGUUUUCACAUGAACCCUUCUAAAUGAGAACCAUGCCAAGCCCUACUCAAGAGAUGUAGCAAACUGGAGCUUCGUUGGCCAUAUCUUACUGGAUGAUGUCCAGCAUGAAGCAGCAAGCCACCACUUCUCCAUUCCUGGUCCCCACCUUGAAUGAUCACUCUAUAGACUCAACUCCUAACUUCUACCUUGGAAAGGAAGCACCUGUCACUUCAGACCCAAAUCUACAACUGUUUCCUACUGAAAACAUGUGCUUCUUCAGUAAGGGAAUGCCAUUCAUUCCGUUUGAGGGCCAUUUAAGUGAGGAACCCGAAAUGUAGUACUUGGGUGCAACUUCAAAAACAACAGAAUGAUCUUUGUUUCCAAGGCAAAC
Capra hircus (goat) is the source of this 5247-nucleotide messenger RNA. RefSeq names its product SH3 domain containing 19 (gene SH3D19). The record is from RefSeq and is a predicted model, not a curated record. The coding region runs from base 32 to 3244 and encodes 1070 amino acids. The transcript has 22 exons. NCBI's taxonomy places the organism in Eukaryota, Metazoa, Chordata, Mammalia, Artiodactyla, Bovidae. Gene Ontology annotation, molecular function: protein binding.